Messenger RNA from Dichotomopilus funicola, 834 nucleotides. RefSeq lists its product as uncharacterized. The transcript is spliced from 3 exons. The record is from RefSeq and is a predicted model, not a curated record. The coding region runs from base 1 to 834 and encodes 277 amino acids. Lineage: Eukaryota; Fungi; Ascomycota; Sordariomycetes; Sordariales; Chaetomiaceae.
AUGGCCUCCCAACCCAAAAUCACCCUCUACUGGCUCAACGAAUCCCGCGCCCAGCGCAUCGCCUGGCUCCUCGAAGAGCUCCACCUCUCCUACGACGUGCAAAUCUUCCACCGCGACGCCAACAUGCAAGCGCCCCCAGAACUCCAAAAGAUCCACCCCCUCGGCAAAUCCCCCGUCCUCGGCAUCACCCCUUCGUCUUCCGCCUCAUCCUCCGCAGGGAGCGGUUCUCAACCCAAAGAGAAGAAGGAGCUCAUCCUCGCCGAAAGCGCCGUCAUCGCGCAGUAUUUGACCGAACAUUUUGGUAAACAAACCUCCCUUCUACCAAGGCAGUACCGCGAGGGUGAGGAAGGCCAAGUAGGCGGGGAGACGGAGGAGUGGCUGCGGUAUCAGUAUUAUCUGCAUUAUGCUGAGGGGAGUUUGAUGCCGCCGAUUCUGGUUGGGAUUAUCCUGGAUAUCCUCAAAGGCCCCAAAAUCCCCUUCUUCAUCCGGCCCAUAACAAGCUCCAUAGUCUCCAAACUCUACGCCGCCUUCCUCCUCCCCGAAAUCCUCCGACACCUCGCCUUUCUCGAAUCCCAGCUUGAGACGGCACCGCAAGGUGGAGCGUAUUUGUGCGGUGCCGAACUAACGACGGCGGAUAUCCUUAUGGGGUUCCCGAUCCGCGAGGCGAAGAAUGCUUUUGCGGGGUUGGAAGUGGGUGAUGGGAAGGGGACGGUGGGGGAACGGUUUCCGAGGCUGUGGAAGUAUUUGGAUUUGUUGGAGGGGGAGGAGGGGUAUAAGAAGGCGGGGGUGAAGAUUGCGGAGUUGGAGAAGAGGGCCAAGGGGGAGAGUAAGUAG